Messenger RNA from Cydia strobilella, 1593 nucleotides. It is a transcript of the gene EndoG, whose product is annotated as endonuclease G, mitochondrial. Gene Ontology annotation, molecular function: RNA endonuclease activity; metal ion binding; nucleic acid binding. Gene Ontology annotation, biological process: apoptotic DNA fragmentation. Gene Ontology annotation, cellular component: mitochondrial inner membrane; nucleus. Bases 73 to 1014 code for a protein of 313 amino acids. The record is from RefSeq and is a predicted model, not a curated record. The transcript is spliced from 6 exons. NCBI's taxonomy places the organism in Eukaryota, Metazoa, Arthropoda, Insecta, Lepidoptera, Tortricidae.
CUCCUUGGACCUUGGAUAUUUGGUUAUGUUUGAAUAAAUUUUAUUUUAUGCAUUUAACAUAAAAUCAUAAAUAUGAUUCGAAAGCGGUUAACGAAUUUAGCUCAACUAGGUGCUGUGGGCUUUACUGGAUACUGCUUAGGAAUUUACAGUGAACGAAAUAUCGACCUAUUUAAAACGAGAGAAGAUUCUGUUAUAAUAAAUGGCAAAUGCAUCAAAAAUAUGCCCGGUUUGCCAAUAUUCGGGUGUGUAUCAGCUGCUACGCCUUACGUCGAUUCUAGUGGGCCUAAAGAUAGAAUAUCGCAAAUAAUGAAAUUUGGAUUUCCCGGCUUGGAUAAUGUCCGUUCAUUCGACGACUACGUAUUAUCCUACGACCGACGUAACCGGGUUGCGCACUGGGUAUUCGAGCAUCUCACUAGUGCUCACGUUGCCAAGAAUGCUACGGUGGACAGGAGUAAGUGUGAGUUUACUGCGGAUGAAAGUAUACAUCAAUUUUUUAGAUCACAGAACAGUGACUACAAAGGCUCUGGCUUUGACCGAGGGCACUUGGCAGCCGCGGGCAACCAUAAGUUGGCACAGAAACAUGUUGAACAAACAUUCCUGCUCACUAACAUGGCACCCCAGGUGGGUGAAGGGUUCAAUAGGCAUGCAUGGAACAGAUUAGAAAAGCACGUUCGCAACCUUACCAAGGUGUAUGACAAUGUGUACUGCUGCACAGGACCACUGUAUCUGCCCAGAAAGGAAUCCGACGGCAAGUCCUACGUGAAAUACCAAGUGAUCGGCGCAAACUCAGUAGCAGUCCCGACACAUUUCUACAAAGUGGUUGUGGGCGAGGCGGCGGCGGGUGGCGUUUUAGAUAUGGAGGCCUAUGUUAUGCCCAACCAGAAGAUACUUGACGAGACGCCUGUGGCUAACUUUAUGGUACCACCAGAAUCGAUAGAGAAAGCAGCCGGUCUCUUGUUUUUCGACAAGAUACAUAGAAGCAAAUUAAAUAAAAUUAACGGCAAGAAAGUUUAACCCUUUGAACGUUACCCGCUACCCGCUACCCGCUAUCGGCGCGCGCGCGGCAUGGGGAACCUUGUUGAGAUGAGAUGGGAACAAAGGUUGAUUAUGGACGGUUGGUUGCUGCGCGCGGCGCGUUAUGGGCGCGUUACUUGACGUCUGACGGUGACGGUGACGGCGGACAAAGGGUUCAUGCCGGUGCCGGUAUAGGUUCAUAUAGUCUGUCAAGCCAUUUCCGUCAGUAGAAAAAAAGCGGCUAAUUUAAAAAAUCUAGGCGUGAAUGGUUAUCGUCCCAUAGAAAAUUUGAAUUUUGCGCCUUUAUUUACAGACAAAGUGGUUUGACAGACUAUAAUUAGUACAAUUUUAGACAAAUUAUAUAUAAUAUAAUAGAGACUAGUAAAUAAAAAUGACAGUUUGUACACAUCUGUAUCUUGUUGUUAUUGGCGGCACUUUACUAGAAUUUACUAGAUGUUGUAAGAAGAGCAGUUUUCAUUUUCGACUCGUCUCUGAUUAUCUGACUUUAUUAGACCAAAUAAAAUAUAUUUUUAGUUAUUUUUAAUCAUACUGUAUCUUUAAUUAUCCCCUGGUUAAUUA